Messenger RNA from Glossina fuscipes, 983 nucleotides. RefSeq names its product rRNA methyltransferase 2, mitochondrial (gene Mrm2). Gene Ontology annotation, cellular component: mitochondrion. The coding region runs from base 47 to 892 and encodes 281 amino acids. The transcript has 3 exons. NCBI's taxonomy places the organism in Eukaryota, Metazoa, Arthropoda, Insecta, Diptera, Glossinidae. Gene Ontology annotation, biological process: RNA methylation. The record is from RefSeq and is a predicted model, not a curated record. Gene Ontology annotation, molecular function: rRNA (uridine-2'-O-ribose)-methyltransferase activity.
UGUUACUCAGCAAUUCGCUGCGAUGUGUAAAUAAGGAGUGAACCUGAUGUUCUUAUGCGUUAAUAAACUGUGCCUUGUUAUUGGGAAUGUUCACGUAAACGUAAACCAACUUUUAAUUAAAAUGCAUAGGAAAUCUUUCCAACGUUCAUUAAGUUGUAGUUGGCAUCAGUUAAAUGCUAAGCAAAUUCCAUCUAAUUUAAAAGGUAAAAGUAAAAGCUCUCAAGAAUGGUUAUUGCGGCAAUUGGCUGAUCCUUAUGUGGAAAAGGCGCGCAUGAUGAAUUAUCGCUGCCGCAGCGCAUUCAAAUUGUUGGAAAUCGAUGAUAAGUAUAAGAUAAUCUCACCAGGAAACAUCAUAAUCGAUUGUGGAGCCGCACCUGGUAGUUGGACACAAGUAGCAGCUGAACGUUGCAAUGCAAAUGGGAAAGUUGACAAUAAACCUUUGGGAGCAGUUUUUAGUAUUGACCUCUUGCACAUACAUCCCGUAACGGGAGCCACUAUACUUGGAGGCAUGGAUUUUACUAAAACGGAGUCGCAGUUACGUUUAAAAAAGGCAUUGGAUGGAAAACGAGUAAAUUGUGUGCUAUCGGAUAUGGCUCCUAAUGCCACCGGAGUUAAGAUGAUAGACCAGGAAAAUAUUAUUAAUUUAUGCUACGCAGUUCUAAAGUUUGCUUUAGCUAUGUCAUCGACUCAGGCUAACUUAUUGAUGAAAGUCUGGGAUAACGCUGAUGUACCAAAGUUGGAAAAAGACUUGGAGCGUUUCUACGCGAAUGUGAAACGCGUUAAGCCUCGAGCGAGUAGAGGUGAUUCAUCUGAACAUUUUCUGUUGGCUCGCAAUUAUAAAGGCAUAGACCACGUUGCAAAUCAUUUCGAAUCGAAUCGUGGAAAGUCGUAGCUUUCAAUUUUAAAUUCUUACAAUAUUUUUAGAUUUUAAUAAAUACAAAAGCAAGUUUGGUAAUAAGUUUCCUUUGCAAGGAACCAUAAAG